AUGGCAUUACCUUGGCACAUUCCCUUAGAAGCAUUACCAUCGCUCAAAAAACAUUCGGAACCUCCACAGCCAUCUCUCAUGAAACAUUACGCUAAUCUAAAUAUUAAUGGAAACCCUUGUGAAGAACUUCAAACAGGGUUAAUGUGCGACAUUGGUAUUAGUAAUCGAGAACCUGCUUCAAUUCAAAGAUUAAUAGCUUCUGGAAUGACAGUCGCCCGUCUCAAUAUGCGAAAUUUAGAGCCUGAUGCUUGUGCUCAGUUGGUACAAAGCGUAAGACAAGCAGUUUAUAAUUACAGUGCAGAACUAGAGUAUGUUUACCCCUUAGCGCUUAUAGUUGAUGUUCGAGGACCUGAUAUAGUUACUGGAGAUCUAAAGGCAGGUCCUCGUUCAACCGUAGAAAUAUUGGAAGGUUCAGUGAUAAGACUAACAACCGACGCCAGUUGGCGUGAAAGUGGUAUGGCGGAUUGUUUGUUUGUUGGUUACGAUCAUUUAACGGACUUGCAACCAAAUGAUAUAGUAUUCAUUGACAGUUUAACUCCUGGAAAGAUUAAAUUAAUUGUAACUGAAGUUGGAGACGACUCUAUUGAAUGUAAGGUAGUCGCCGGAGGAACCAUUGGGCCUAAAAUGACGGUACGCAUAUCCCAAGUUCCUCGUGAUGUAGACGACAAUAAAGGAGGGAAAGAUACUGAUUCUGAACCCUGUAGUGAUGACUCGAUGGAGCCUUUUGAACAUAUGGAACAACAAAUUUCCUGGGCUAUUGGAGCUGAUGUAGAUGCGGUAUUAGUUCCAAAUACUCAAACUGUGACAGAUAUUCGCUUAGUAAAAGAGAUACUUGCAGAAAAAGGAAAACACAUUUUGGUGUUUGCAUGUCUUGACACCGCGUUAGGACUGGAAAAUAUUGACGAUAUUCUCUUUGAGGCAGAUGGUCUGUGCAUAGAUAGAUCUGUAUUAAGUACCGAUUUACCAGUCGAAAAGAUUUUCAUUGCUCAAAAAAUUAUCUUAUCAAAAUGUAAUCUGUCCGGGAAACCUUGUAUUUGCAAAGCCGUAAUUAAUGAACAAAUUCCAACACUUUGCGUAAACGAUAUAGCCAAUCUGGUACUAGAUGGUGCAGAUGUACUCGCCUUAGAAUUACAUUACGGUUCUCCUUUAAAGAAAUUUGCACCUACGUACGACGCGAUUCGAAUGGCCGAGCAUUGUCUUGCCGCUGCUGCUGUAAUUUGCAGACAUGCUGAACGAAUUACAUGGCAACCACAGGUAUACGGAAACAUGGAAUUAAUGCAAAGUCCGUUAGAAGAGCCUACUAAAGCUGUAUGUGUCAGCGCUGUGGAACUGGCUAUGAGGUCUCGAUCUGUUGUAAUAAUAUGUUUAACGAAUUCUGGACGCACUGCUAAAAUUCUUUCACAUGCUCAACCAUUGUGCCCGAUUGUGGCAGUAACUAGAUCUUGUCAUACAGCACGACAACUGCGGUUCUGGCGAGGUGUGCGAGCAAUGCAUUACUUUGAAGUAAACAAAGGAAGUUGGGAUUCAGAAAUUGAAGCUAGAAUUCACGCAGCUCUUGACUAUUGUAAGGCAAAAAGAAUUUUACGAGCAGGAGAUGCUUACGUUAUUGUAACAGGUUCUCGUCGUGGAGUUGGUUAUUGUGAUUCUGUAAGACUUUUGUAUGCAAGUGCUCGAGAUACUGUACUUAUGGAAUAGAUUGCUAUACUUGUCAAUUGAUAUGUUAAUGUUGUAUUUUAUUGUACUUACGUUAUAGCAACAAUGCUGUUAUUAUUGUUUUAGAAGAUAGUUACAUGUUAUUUUUAAUUU
Messenger RNA from Hyposmocoma kahamanoa, 1806 nucleotides. RefSeq names its product pyruvate kinase-like. Gene Ontology annotation, biological process: glycolytic process. The coding region runs from base 1 to 1695 and encodes 564 amino acids. The record is from RefSeq and is a predicted model, not a curated record. The transcript has a single exon. Gene Ontology annotation, molecular function: magnesium ion binding; potassium ion binding; pyruvate kinase activity. NCBI's taxonomy places the organism in Eukaryota, Metazoa, Arthropoda, Insecta, Lepidoptera, Cosmopterigidae. Gene Ontology annotation, cellular component: cytoplasm.